UCAGGAGCAGUGCUGGUCCCCACCAGCCCAGAUCCUCUUGGUGUGGAUGAGCUGAUGGACAAGACAGCUGGUGGAGGUGGAGAGCUUGGGCAUGCCACAGGUUUGACUGGCAGAGCCAAGGAGCUAGGGCAAACCAUGGAUUCAGAGCCUGGAUCCAGAGAGCUUGGGCAUGCCACUGCCCUCAACCUGCUGCCAGCCAUGGAGGAUGGCACCAGCCCAGCAGCGGAGGAGACGAUGCUGCCGGUGCAGAGCCACAUCCUGCCCACACCCACCACCGCCCCCAGUGCUGGUGACAAGCCAACUUUCCCUGUUAAGAAGAAGCCUCCUACUCUAAAACAAGCAAAUGCAGCAAGGAAGCACCCAAGACCCAAGCCCACCCCACCAGGACACCCCAGGGUUGCCUCACUGACCAGCACGCCGGGCUCCAGGCUCCCUACCGCCUCCCAGGACCCACACACGCUGGCAGAGGUGGCAACCAGGGCAGGAGACACAGAGCAGAACCCCUCUGAACUGCCCUGGGGUGAGCAGACCACCACCAGCCGCCCUGCUCUGCAGAUCUCCCCUUCCACCCUGCCACCAGAGGUUCCUCAGCCCUUCCCUGGCAGCGCAGCUGACGCCAAGGAGGCUCCGACUGCGGCUCCCACCGGUGCCACUGAGAGGGAGGUGCCUGGCCCUGCAUCAGAAGAAAGCCAAGAAACCACCACCUCCACCAUCAUCACCACCACUGUCAUAACCACAGAGCCCACACCAGUUCUCUGCAGCAUGAACUUCCACGAGCCUGAGGGCUACAUUGACUCCACAGACUACCCACCCCUGCCCCUGCACAGCUUCCUGGAGUGCACCUACAACGUCACAGUCUACACCGGCUACGGCGUGGAGCUCCAGGUGAAGAGUGUGAACCUGUCAGAGGGGGAGGUGCUCUCCAUCCGUGGUGUGGAUGAUGAUGCCCUGGUGGUCCUGGCCAACCAGACCCUGCUGGUGGAGGGCCAGGUGAUCCGCAGCCCCACCAACACCAUCUCCGUCUACUUCCGCACCUUCCAGGACGAGGUGGUGGGCACCUUCCAGCUCCACUACCAAGUGUUCAUGCUGAGCUGCAACUUUCCCCGGAGGCCUGACUUUGGAGACGUCACCGUGAUGGAUCUGCACUCGGGGGGGGUUGCUCAUUUCCACUGUCACCUGGGCUACGAGCUGCAGGGUCCCAGGGUGCUCACCUGCAUCAAUGCAUCGAGGCCACACUGGAGCAGCCCAGAGCCCAUCUGCUCAGCACCCUGUGGCGGGACCAUCCACAACGCCACCAUCGGCCGUGUCCUCUCGCCCAGCUACCCAGCGAACCAGACGGGCAGCAUGUACUGCGUGUGGGCCAUCGGGGCGCCGCCGGGCCAGAAGCUCCACCUGCACUUUGAGAAGCUGCUGCUGACCGAGAAGGACAGGAUGGUGGUGUACAGCGGGGACUCGAACCGCUCUGCCGUGCUCUACGACUCGCUGCGUGCCGACAGCGUGCCCUUCGAGGGCGUCAUCAGCGACGGCUCCGCCAUCAGGAUCGACUUCCUGGCACGGGAGCCGGCGGCCGCCACCGCCUUCAACAUCCGCUUCGAAGCCUUCGAGCGGGGCCACUGCUACGAGCCCUACAUCCAGAACGGGAACUUCACCACCUCGGACCCCACCUACAACCUGGGCACCACGGUGGAGUUCACGUGUGACCCCGGGCACUCCCUGGAGCAGGGCCCCGCCGUCAUCGAGUGCGUCAACAUGCGGGACCCCUACUGGAACGACACGGAGCCGCUCUGCCGAGCCACGUGUGGUGGGGAGCUGACGGCUGUGGCUGGGGUGAUCCUGUCCCCAAACUGGCCCGAGCCCUAUGCGGAGGGGGAGGACUGCAUCUGGAGGGUCCACGUUGGUGAGGAGAAGAGGCUCUUCCUGGACAUCCAGCUCCUGAACCUCACCAACAGUGACAUCCUCACCAUCUACGACGGGGACGAGCUGACCGCCCGCAUCCUGGGGCAGUAUGUGGGCAGCAGUGGGCCCCAGAAGCUCUACUCCUCCAGUCCUGACCUCACCAUCCAGUUCCACUCAGACCCUGCUGGGCUCAUCUUUGGGAAGGGACAAGGAUUCGUCAUGAACUACAUAGAGGUGUCCCGCAACGACUCCUGCUCCGACCUGCCCGAGAUCCAGAACGGCUGGAAGACCACCUCCCACACGGAGCUGGUGAGGGGGGCCAAGAUCACCUACCAGUGUGACCCAGGCUAUGACAUCGUGGGCAGCGACACCCUCACCUGCCAGUGGGACCUGAGCUGGAGCAGCGAUCCCCCCUUCUGCGAAAAGAUUAUGUACUGCACGGACCCAGGGGAGGUGGAGCACUCGACCCGCCUGAUCUCCGACCCGGUGCUGCUGGUGGGCACCACCAUCCAGUACACCUGCAACCCUGGCUUCGUGCUGGAGGGCAGCUCGCUGCUCACCUGCUACAGCCGCGAGACAGGGACACCCAUCUGGACCUCACGGCUCCCACACUGCGUCUCUGAGGAGUCUCUGGCCUGCGACAACCCCGGGCUGCCCGAGAACGGCUACCAAAUCCUCUACAAGCGCCUCUACCUGCCAGGGGAGUCCCUCACCUUCAUGUGCUAUGAGGGCUUUGAACUCAUGGGGGAGGUGACCAUCAAAUGCAUCCUGGGCCAGCCCUCCCACUGGAGCGGACCCCUGCCCAUCUGCAAAGUGAAUCAAGACAGCUUUGAACAUGCUCUGGAAGUAGCAGAAGCUGCUGCAGAGACAUCACUGGAGGGAGGAAAUAUGGCCUUGGCCAUAUUCAUCCCAGUGCUGAUCAUCUCCUUGCUGCUGGGAGGAGCAUACAUCUAUCUCACAAGGUGUCGGUACUACUCCAGCCUCCGCCUGCCCCUCAUGUACUCCCACCCCUACAGCCAGAUCACCGUAGAGACCGAGUUUGACAACCCCAUUUAUGAGACAGGGGAAACCAGGGAAUACGAGGUGUCGAUCUGA
This is a messenger RNA of Indicator indicator, 2991 nucleotides long. It is a transcript of the gene SEZ6L, whose product is annotated as seizure related 6 homolog like. Gene Ontology annotation, cellular component: neuronal cell body; endoplasmic reticulum. The record is from RefSeq and is a predicted model, not a curated record. Gene Ontology annotation, biological process: synapse maturation. The transcript has 18 exons. NCBI's taxonomy places the organism in Eukaryota, Metazoa, Chordata, Aves, Piciformes, Indicatoridae. The annotation marks the transcript as partial.